This is a messenger RNA of Gossypium raimondii (Peruvian cotton), 876 nucleotides long. RefSeq lists its product as uncharacterized. The transcript has a single exon. Gene Ontology annotation, biological process: positive regulation of growth. NCBI's taxonomy places the organism in Eukaryota, Viridiplantae, Streptophyta, Magnoliopsida, Malvales, Malvaceae. Bases 1 to 876 code for a protein of 291 amino acids. The record is from RefSeq and is a predicted model, not a curated record.
AUGGCGUGGCUCAGUGCAGCGGUUGAUAAAGCUGGUGGCCCUUUCUCUCCCAACAAGUCCACGCUUCAAAUCUUAGCCUUCGAGGCAGCGAAAACUAUGUCUCGCCUUGUCGCACUUUAUAAGUCUUUGUCUGAUGAUGAGAUGUUUAAACUCCGGAAAGGUCCCAUGAAAUCCCUCGGCGUUGCGUUUUUGAACUCCAUGGAUGAAAGCUAUCUUCUUGGCCUUGCGUGUAAAGAGAAGCUCGAGGAUCUGGGUCAUGCCGUUGUCGUAGUUUCUCGUCUGAGUAAACAAUGCAUCGGUGACGAACUCAACAGGUUUGAAAUCGCUUACCACAACAAGAAACAGGGAAUUAUUGAUGUCGGCAACGUUGAUUUUAACUCCAGAAAUGUUGGAAAAGCCAUUGAAAAGAUGGAGAAAUACGCGAAUGCGACAUCUGCUCUACACGCAUCAUUGGUUGCCCUCAACGAAUUGGAAGUAUCAGAGAAGAAAAUGCAGAAACCGAAGAUCAACAUUGAUUACUUCAACGAGGAAAUCAAUUUCCAAAGAAAACAGGUUCUACAUUUCAGACAAAUUUCCCUGUGGAGCCAAACAUUUGAUACAAGUGUUGGGUUAAUGGCUCGAAUCGUCUUCGUGAUUUACGCUAGAAUAUGUACCAUUUUUGGACCCUUUGUUCCAAGUCUUACAUGCAUCUAUAUUCCAAAAAGAAAAGCUUUACACAAGAAGGUUUAUCCAGAGACCAGUUAUUGCCUCCUCGUAGAUAAAGAGAAGUACACGGAACAUGCCUCAAAAUCAGGUCCAAUCAUGAAAGCUUCCUGGACCAACCCAAGACCAGACGUUCUCACAGUGGCCAACUAUGUCUAUCAGGUCCAAUCAUGA